AUGCUUCGAACUUGUCUAAAGAAGCGAAUCUAUACUUUCUCUUCCAUUCGAGACAGAAUCAAUCAAGAGAGGGCGGAGAGAUUGAAGAAUUUGCCAACUACCACAGAAGAGAAAAUCAGAAACUUUGGAAUCAUAGCACACAUCGAUGCAGGCAAAACAACAACCACAGAAAGAAUGCUGUUCUACUCUGGAGCCAUCACAUUCCCAGGUGAAGUUCAUGACGGUACCACCACCAUGGACUUCAUGCCCUAAGAAAGACAAAGGGGAAUCACCAUCAGAUCUGCAGCCAUCUCCUUCAACUGGGCCAAUCAUCAAUAUAAUCUCAUCGACACUCCUGGACACAUUGAUUUUACAGCUGAAGUCGAAAGAUCCCUCAGAGUUUUAGAUGGAGCCAUAGCAAUCUUUGAUGGAGUCUCAGGUGUCCAAACACAAUCAGAAACUGUGUGGUUGCAAGCCAAUAAGUUCAACAUCCCCAAAAUUGCAUUCGUAAACAAAAUGGAUAGACAAGGGGCAUCAUUAGACUACACUCUUCAAUCUAUGAAAGACAGAUUGCACAUCAAACCUUUUAUAAUGCAGAUCCCAGUAGGUGAAAUUGAUUAUUUCAAUUCUGUCAUCGAUCUCUUGACUCUCCAAGAGAUUGUCUGGUUAGACAAGUACGGCUCAGAAGUUUAAUUCAGAGAUGUCGAUAAAUCUCAUCGUUAUUAUGAUAAAGCCAUCUAAGCCAGAGAUGAUCUGUUGUCUACUGUGUCUGAGUAUGAUGAUAAGAUUGCCGAACUCUAUUUGGAAGACUCUAAAGAAUUGCUCAAUCAAUAGUUGCUGCUUCAUUCUAUUAGACAAAUUAUUAAUACAAAUUACAACCAAUGUUGCCCCAUCUACGUUGGAUCAGCACUCAAAAAUAGGGGUAUCUAACCAAUUCUGGAUGCUGUCCAUUAACUAUUGCCAGGACCUAGUGAAAGACCUUUGAUCUUUGACAUCAACAAUCCAAAUAACAAAAGGAAACUAGAAAAGAGUGAAAAACUGACUGCUUAUGUGUACAAGGUUCUACAGGAUCAAGACUUGGGAUUGCUUGGAUUUACUAGAAUCUAUUCUGGAGAAAUGACUUAAAAAUAAAACUAUAAUAACAGCACCAAGGAUGAACUUAUUAAGGUCAACAAUCUCUAUAGAGUCAGAGCCAACAGGUAUGUUCCCAUCAAUAGUGUUCAAGCUGGAGAUAUCAUUGCAAUUCAAUCCAAGUAGGCAGUUGCUGGGUCUACCAUAAUUGGACCCAAUGAUGAGAGAUUUGUAUUACAGUAAUUGUAAUUACCUCAGUGUGUCUUCUUUGCCAACUUAGAAUAUGAGUCAGCCAAGGACAAACUCAAAUUAGAUUAGGCUUUGCAAUAGUUGCAAUUGGAGGAUGAGAGCCUGAAGAUUUCCAUAAUUGAUGAGUCACUUAUUACUAUUGGUGGACAAGGAGAAUUACAUCUCGAAAUAGUUGUGUAAAGAUUGAAAGAAGAUUUUGGCUUAAACACAAAACUCAAGAAGAUGCAAGUCGAAUACAAGGAGAGCAUUAGUGAGGAAGGAGUCUUGGAAGUCAAAUAUUAGGAUAUCCUUAAAGGAAGACCCUUGUGGUUUAAAUUGAAGUUGAAGUUGUAACCAAGUGAAUAGCAGGAGAAUGAAGUCAUUUUUGAUUUUGAUAGAGAAAACGACUUCGACAUCCUAUAUAAGCAAUUCAAAGAAAGUUAACUCAGAUUGGUGCCCAAUCAAAAAAUUGAAUCCUCAAUCAAAUAUAUCAAGAAUCCUUGUAAAAACAUAGAAGUAGAUUCCAUCUUUGAUGACCAUGGGGAAGAAAAGGCCUAUCAUAUAUCUUCCUUGCCAUUUCCCAUGUUCUUUUAAUUGGAAAAGUCAAUCCUGGCAUCUCUCAAUAGGGGUUUCUUGAAAUCCUAUUAAAUGCAAGGCGUUAAUGCCACAAUCUUGGAUGGUGCUUUCUCUGUUAAAAGGACCAAUGAUUUGGCUAUCGGCAGAGCAGUCCAAAAAUUAAUGACAGAAAUCCAUCCCUUACUCAAACCCAUCAUAUUAGAACCCAUCAUGGAUCUUGAGAUCUCUUGUCCCAAUUCAUUGUAGUAGAGAAUCAUUAAUGAUUUGAUUUCCCAUAGAAGGGGAAAAAUCAUUGAAAUCAAACAAGAUUAAAAUAGAGCAGGAUCUCAAAACAGCAAUAGAGUCAUUCUUACAGCCACUAUUCCAUCCUAGGAGACCAUUGGAUAUUCCACGGCCAUUCGAUCUAUUUCUCAAGGAGAAGCAUAUUUCUCAAUGAGUUUCAAGUAAUAUGAAUUUGUGGGUGGACAAAAACAAAGUGAACUAAUAUCAGAAGUCUUUUGAAAAAUUUAGUGUGUUUUUUAAUAUUUUUCAUUCAUUUUAAUA
Messenger RNA from Paramecium tetraurelia, 2397 nucleotides. RefSeq lists its product as uncharacterized. Gene Ontology annotation, molecular function: GTPase activity; GTP binding. Gene Ontology annotation, biological process: mitochondrial translation; ribosome disassembly. The record is from RefSeq and is a predicted model, not a curated record. Lineage: Eukaryota; Ciliophora; Oligohymenophorea; Peniculida; Parameciidae. The transcript is spliced from 5 exons. Gene Ontology annotation, cellular component: mitochondrion.